AGUUGUGGGAGCCCGACCUGUGGGAUGCCGACAUCGGUGCGGAAGGCUGCGACGAGAUCACCACCGACUUGGAGAUGAGCUUUUGGAUCAAGCCCCUGACCGGCAGGAGGUGCCAGGCGUCGCAGCAGAGGUCGCGAGCGCGGCGGUACCCGAGGCAGAGUGCUCCACGUACUCGAGCUACCGUGGCUGGCAAAGACGUACAACAGCAUCGAGCGGCAUGCGCCGUGCCGCCGUCCACCUUGGAUGCAGCCAGCCGCUACACCGUCAGACAGCGCACACUCAGGGAUGGUACGAAUCCUCUACUCGGUCCCGAAGAAGCUGACCAUCUGUGGGAGACCCAGAGUUGCCCCGAGCUUGCGAAGUCCGACCUUUGGACGGAGACCUGUGACGAUACCACCGCCGUCCCGAUGAGUCGCUUCUGGGGCGACGACGCGUCCAUGGCCUGUGGCCUGUGCAUUGGGUCUUGGAAAGCCCUGGGCGCACGAAAUCAGGCAGCACGCACCCUGCAACUACGGACCACCAGGGGUUGGCUACCUGGCGGCGUGCAUCGGGGAGAGCCCAGUGGCGACAUCAUCCGCCAGGACGACGACGCCAGCCACGAGAAUGACCUGUCCGACGCCGACGCCGACUUGGAGGGAGCGCUGGCGCAGGUGAUGGAGGAGGGAGGUUUCCUUGGUGACGACGCUGGUGGCCUCGAAGAGCAGACUGAUCCCCGAGGCGCGCCGCAGGACGGCCCCAGCGGUAGCGCAGAGCCGGCUGAACGGCCAGCGAAACGCCAGCGCCGCAGUGACGACGAGUCCUCCAUGGAUAGGCUGAGCCGGUAUUACCAAAAAGGAUGGGACUCCCAUGGUGACAUCAAAAUUUCCAGGAAGGAUGUGACCGACGACAUGCAGUCCAUCUACGCACGCCUCUACACUCUAGUCACGGGAGCGAUGGAUGGGGCUUGCGAUGUACUGUGGAGGGUGGUCGCGUGCGCGGUCGUUCUGCGCUGCCUCCGCCUUUGCGAUAUCGGCCUUCGGGAGCGCUGCUUGUUGCUGCACAUCCUACUGCACGACGUCGCCAUUCGCGCCCACGGUGGGGAGCUCUAUAGGUGCGGUGACGGCGCGUGGCUUCCAUUCGCAGGCCUGGUUGCCGAGUCGGUGCUGGCCACAUGUAAGCGGGGCCUCCUGCGGGUUGAAGGGCUCUUCCUGCUCGUGGACACGUGGAAGAGGGCCGACGACGCUGCCUUCGUGGAAAAGUGCCAGGCCGCAUGGGCUAGCCACGGCGGUACCUCCGUCGAGUUCACCGCCCACUGCGAGGUGUCCGCGUCCAAGGGGAAGAGGACUGGCUCGCGGUCCCAGGGCCCUGCCCCAAGUGAAGCUGAGGAUCCUGCUGGUCCUGAACAGCAAGGGGGUCUCCAUCAACCAGGCGAGCGUGAUGAGGCAGAACCCAGCGAGUCGCAAGGCGAGUUUGCGGCGAAGAUGGCGCAGAAAUUGUCCUCCGCUCUGCAGAACGAACUGUUGGGGACGAAGCUGAUUAAGCAUUGCGGCGAAUGGUGUUCGACUCCGAAGAGACCAGCCUCUGGCGCGUGCUUCAAAGACGCGUGCUUGUUGUUCGGGCCGAACGGGGAGACCAAUUUCGUUGACAAGGGCCAGUCGAGGAACGUGUGCAUUCACGCGCCCCACGCACUGAAGGACCCCAUCCUGGAGACCGUGAACACGGAGCUGCAAACCUUUCUGGGCCAGACAUUCUGGGACAACGGCGUCGCCCUCGACUGCCAGCUCGCCGCCGCGUGCCUCGUCCUCCAGGGGGGGAACAUAGACCGCUGCUUUUGGACGGUCGGGCCUGGUGGCGUGGGGCAAUCUCUGCUGACCCACCUCGUGGGCAACGUCUUCUCGGGCCUGCGCGCGUUCCUCGAUGCAGCGGUGUGCUACGACGACCGCGAAUUAAGGAAACAGGCGGAGCAACUCGUUCACGAGCUCAUUGCCACUGGGCAGGAAACCGUCGAAGGGUCGAAGCACGGGUUCCGCGAGGGCUGGAAAAGAUUAGAGCUCAACAAAAUCAUUCGGUUCGCUGGAGUCACUGCCGAGAGCAUCAACGGCAUCGAACGCCGCACGUGGUCUUGCAUCAUCAAAUCCAGGUGUGUCUCGCCAGAGGUACUCAGCACAAUGCCCGACGCGGCGUCGUUGGGUGUGUUCGUGAAGAAUCCAGGCUUGAAGACGUUAGUUCGGUCUCCUCAGGUUGCGCCUGCGAUGUGGCGGAUUUUGCGCGGGUUCAUGAAGAGCCAUUCCCGCGGCGAGUCCUUCGGCAUGAUUGAGGAGUAUGCCGAGGGCGGGGGCGGCGGCACCUCCGUGGACUGCGCGUGCGCGGCGACGGGCGUGCAACGCCGCAGCAGAGACGCUGGCGCAACCUCUGCCCCACGUGCACCAGGGGGGCCCCCUCCGCCCUUCAACCCGAUGGCAGCCCAGGAGGAGGCCGAUCGGAAACUCAGCCUGACACUAGCAGUCCUGCUGUUGGAGAACCGCGUGGGCUCCAUCGCGGCAGAGGAGUUUGCGAACAAGCUUGGGCGUGGCAUGGUAUCUGGGGCUGCGGAGAAGAGAAAGUCGGAGUUCGAGCGCCUUGUCACAGCUGGCCUCUGGGUCAAGAACGGCACUGGCAGUAAGGGGAACACGUCUUACGUGCCAGCGCAUUGCUUCGCGCGCAAGCCCGACUGCCACUGGCCUGGGCAUGCGGACGACGACCUGCCAGCCCUUCAGGAGCAAGUGCAGUGCAAGAGCGUCAUAGAGUAUGCCGACAACGUUCCCCGUUGCCAGAACGUGGCCACACUACAAGAGUACUGGCGCCAGAUGUGCGACUUCCUGGUGCCGCGGCAGCGGGGCCGGCUCUCGGCGCGGCAUAUAGACAUGAAGAACGAUUUCGCUCACAAGGGCGAGAAGCUGGUUCACCAGGAGCGCGAGCUUCGGAGACUGGCAGAGCACAUGCGGGGCCAAGUUGGGGGCGCCGACGGCGUCGCGCCCGAGACGUCGACGUAUGCGGCGUCAUGCUCAAGGAGGGGCAGUCGUCAGUCACGGCUAUACCUGGACACCUGCGGCGUGCAGGCUCUCAGCAACGCGGCGAAGCACGUGGUCAUCCCCGACGCGCGCGACUGGGGCAUCUCGAAAUGCAUGUGCACGAUCGCCCUGCAACUCCUCGGCAAGGCCGCUGCGCUGAUCUCUCACCAGGCGGCCCAGUUCGAGUGUAUCACUGCACUCACGCAGAGCAAUGCAGAAGUUCUCAGCCAGCUAGGAGUGCCUCACAACGCCGGCAAUAAGCUUUUCCUCAAGGUCGUGAACGGAGGGCGCAUCCUUGAAGAGUACUCGUCGAACAACUUUUUGAAGGCAUUGCCGCAGGAAGGGGUACUACUACGUUGGUUUGCAGUGGCUAUGGAUACGGAGGCGCACGCGGCCACCGCCGAGGUGUGCAACGGGAAAGCUUUGCGCCCGCAGGCGGGGCCAUGGCCAGGCCCGACGAAGCACAACCCCGCCGCUUCUUCGUGGUUCUACACUUGGACGGUGAUGGAGGACAUGAUACUCAACGCAUGGUCGGGGCACAUUAUCGCAACGCUACGGAACGUGUCACAUCUGAGUUUGCAUUACGACGGGCUCAUGAUUAACCCCGAGGCAGUCGUCGACGACGAGACGUUUGCGGCAGGCUGCCAGAGCGCCAUCUUACGGUCCACUGGGUUCGACGUCUCCAUCGUGCGGAAGACGACGCACACCUUCCUCGAGUUAGUGAAACUGAACGGCACCCACGCCCAGGCCGCGUUCCCAGUCUUGCCGAAGAGCCUGCUCAAGAACGGCAAUUGCAUCCUCGCGGCGCUGGCAACGGCCACCCAGCGCCAGCAAGCCAUUGGAAGACUGACAUCAGCGUCAAGUGCAGCGAACAAGGCUGCAGAGAAAAAGAGGUACCGAACGUACCAGGAUGCAUCGACCAUUUGCGAUGUGCACCUGCGUCCCCUCAGAACCCCCGAGCAGCGACUUGCCGAGGGCUGGUGCCUCCUCCAUGUGGAGAACAAGGGCGUGCAGCACUGCGUCGCCAUGCAGGCUACGGCUGUCGCGUGCGCGAUCGUGGAGAAUGCCGAGGCUUGGGCGGUGCCGCGGGACGCAUGGAAGACGUACUGGGGCGAGGCAGUGGAUCGCAAGUUCCUGGUCCUGUUUCAACUGGCUACCGAAGAUUUGCCCGACGACGCCCCAGAGAGGCAUUUGCUACUCUUCGCUGCUGGAGCAAGAGCGCAGGUUAAAAGUCGCCAGUGCAACUCGUGCCCGACACCGAAGAGGGGCAAGCAGAGAUUGCUCCAGGGCGGGGCGCCAGCCAGGACGAACAAAGAUAGAACGGGCGUCAAGAAAACAGCCAAGAAGAGGCAAGCCAAGAAGCGACUCCGCAUCCCGAAGAAUAUCCCGUGCGUGCCAGCGCGCCAGACGGCGCCGAGCGGCGAGUCAGCGGACAGGAACCAGACGUGGAGCACGACGCUUACCGCGCUGGCGACGCGGACCCCCAAGCAGACAAUCGACCACCUCAGGGGCGUCGGUAUAUUGCCGAGGUGGGGCAAGGGCAGCACUUGCCCGAUCUGCGGCGCCAAUCGGUUGGGGCCGUUGAAGUUCGAUAAGACGAGGGGGUGGGCGCACAGGUGCAAUUCGAAGAAUUGCAUGCGCUGGGUGCAGCCCCACGCCUGCCACCCGAUAUUCUCCUGGGCCUCGGGGAUUUCCUCGGUGCCGCUGAACAAGCAGGCGCAAGUCCUCCUUUGCAAAGUGGCCGGCGUGAAAUCAGGACAGAUGCAUCUGCUGACAGGAGUUCCCAAGAAAACCGUGGAGAGCCUAUCUGCGCGCUGGCGGCAGGCUGUCCAGGCGCACGUGCUCAAGCGCCAGCGGAGCAUGAAGUUUGGGGACCUGAAACAGUGGACCCAGGUGGAGGUAGACGAAACGGUGAUCCGAGGCAAGAAGGAUAAGAAGAAGCAGCGUGUAACUUGGUUCAGCUACUGCGGUCUUGUUACCCGCGGCGAUCGGCGGUCCCUCGUCUUGCUGCGGUUGUCGACAAAGACCGCGCGCGCCAAGAGGCGCGGCAAGGGCAAGGGCUCGUUCGCCUCGCCGGGCCCUAUCUCGAAGAAGGAUUGGCUUCCCAUAUGCAAGAAGUACGUCACGAAGCGGAGGCUCAUACUCCACAGCGACGGCGCUAGAGCCUACCGAUGCACGCGGGUGCCUGGCGUGAUCGUGGACGCAGUUCGGCACAAGCGGCCGCGGCCAGUCUAUGCAGCACGGUGGAGGCACUUGUUGCCCUUGGACUUCAUGAGGACAGCCAAGCCGAAAUCAGCGUGGGGCGCCACGGAGGUGAGGUGGGUGAAGAAGGGCACCCAGAUCAUCGACAAAGUGUGGGGGGCGCUCAAAUCCUUGAUCCCGAAGGGCACGCACGCCUCGCAGAAUCAGGUUGAAUCGGCUGUCCGCGAGGCCCAGUGGUUCCUGUGGAACAAGGAUAGGGGCCGUUGGCGCGCAGCGGGGGAGGUCUGCCAGUAG
Prorocentrum cordatum is the source of this 5525-nucleotide messenger RNA. The record is from the annotation of a GenBank genome assembly. NCBI's taxonomy places the organism in Eukaryota, Dinophyceae, Prorocentrales, Prorocentraceae.